Messenger RNA from Amphimedon queenslandica, 363 nucleotides. RefSeq names its product protein Asterix-like. Lineage: Eukaryota; Metazoa; Porifera; Demospongiae; Haplosclerida; Niphatidae. The record is from RefSeq and is a predicted model, not a curated record. Gene Ontology annotation, cellular component: endoplasmic reticulum membrane. Gene Ontology annotation, molecular function: protein folding chaperone. Bases 17 to 307 code for a protein of 96 amino acids. The transcript is spliced from 3 exons. Gene Ontology annotation, biological process: protein insertion into ER membrane.
CCACACCUAUAUCAAAAUGAGUAAUCCUAAAAGAGCAGAGAGAGCUAAAAGGUUUGUUCCAGUGUCUCUAGUCGAAGGACCUUCCUAUGGAGAACAUAUUAACGCUAUUGGAAUGGUCUUCAGUUUAGUAGGACUCCUAAUGAGGUUGAAAUGGGCCACAUGGUGUGGGGUCUAUUGUGCAAUUUUUUAUUUUGCGAACGUCAAAUCAACUGAUGACAAGAAACAGACCUUUAGUUUAUUAAUGUUAGCUGUUUCAUCUCUUGUGAUGGUUUAUAUGCAGAACCCUACACCUUUAAUUGACUCCUAAUUGUUAAUAAUUAAUUAUUACAAGUGUUGUUAGAUUAUAAUAUCAGUUAUUCUUGA